Messenger RNA from Salvia miltiorrhiza (redroot sage), 1713 nucleotides. RefSeq lists its product as uncharacterized. The transcript is spliced from 3 exons. The record is from RefSeq and is a predicted model, not a curated record. Bases 1 to 1713 code for a protein of 570 amino acids. NCBI's taxonomy places the organism in Eukaryota, Viridiplantae, Streptophyta, Magnoliopsida, Lamiales, Lamiaceae.
AUGGCCAUCGCCAUGGCUAAUUUCCUUACGUCGUUAGGAUCCAUGGACGACAAGAGCUUGCUGAUGAACGUCGUGGCUUUAGGUAUACUGGUGAUCACCAUCAUCGGGAACGUAUGCAUCCAGAUCAUCCAGAUGCGCUCUUAUCUCCACGCCAGGCAUGGAUUCUGGGAAGAAUCUAUAGCCAUGGCCUCCAUGCUCGUGUUGCUGCUCAUGUUUGUCUCAUCUGCUCUCACCAUUCUGUCUACUAAACAGUAUCUGGAGAGCAGGUACCGCGAUAUACAUAAGUCAGCUUUGAAAGAAGAGCAGUUGUUGGAUAUGAGGAGGGCCAGCACCAGGAAACUGAGGGCGUUGAUCAAGAAAUAUUGGGUGAUGGCGGAGACCAGCAGCCCUCAGUUUGUGAUUGCUCGCUCCGUCACAAGCGCUGUGUCUGGGAUCGUGAGCUUGAUCAUGGCUGUUGUUUUGGUGGAGGCCGGGAUACGGAUUGCGAUGGAGACGGGGCUAUCUGACCAGCCGUAUUCGAGUUAUAAGAAGUCGUCGAGAGGGGUUCUGCUGUCCCAGACUGUUGGAGUGAUGGUUGGUGCCGUUGCUCCUGCAUCCAGAUGGUUUGUCUCCAUAAACCAUAGAACCUCAGCUGGAUGGAGAAACAACGUCGAAAAUGCAUUCGCUGUCGAGGGCUAUUGGACUCAGAAGCUGGUGGAAUGGCAACACAGCUCCUUAUCUAUAGGGAUUCAACAUCUCAAGAGUAGAAAAUUGUCUAAGAAGAUUGUUUCUCAAACUCUACCAAUCAAAGCAUGUCUCGACUACAUCAGAAGGUUGAGACAUAAGAAAAUUUGUGACUCCGACUCUGGUUCGUCAAACUCCCAAGUGGUGGAGAUCAGGCGCUACGCUAUUCAGCUCCAAGGGGAGGUGGAGCUCCCUGCAGAAACUCUGAGGAACAUGUUCAAGGAGAUGGAUGAAAUCAUCAAGAAAGGUAAGACGAGGAAAUCGAAGAACCUGUUGAAUCUUCUAUCCAAAUCAUGCAACUUCAAAGGGGUGAUGGAAUUUGAUAGCCAUCAAGUUCCAAGUCUGCAUCCUCAUUGCUGGUCUCUACCUGUUGUCACACUGGCUUGCAUUGCACGGGCGAUUCCGAACGUUGAAAAGGACAAAUCCGAAAGGCUACUUGGUGGAGUCAUUGAAGGGCUCCGCUAUGUGAAGCUUAUCGACAAACUUGUUGACAGAAAAGGGCAAUUAGCAAAAGCAAGAGCUGCAGCAAACACAGUCAGUGAAGAAGCUGAAUUGAAUGGCAAGUGGCAGAAGAAGGAUCUUGAUCAAAUAUCAGUCAAAGGAAAGAACGCGGAAGACAUACUACAACAACUCCAUGAAGAUUCUGAAAGAACAGUCCUCGAGUUCAAAGGUGAUUGCGGCCAACUCAAUGUACAGGAUAUAGUAGCUGCAUCUGCAUGCCUCACAAAUCUAGCGCAUGCAAUCAUCAUCAAGUGUCACCGCAGUGCUAUUGAGGAGAGGGAGAGAGGGGUGCGGAGAGCAGCUAAAUAUUUGGGUGAAACUGAAGAGAUCAUUGCGCUACUACAACAACGCCAACUUCCCAUCCUCGACCCUCAACGGGCAGCUUGCAUCCAAGAAUGGCGAGCCUUGCUCAGCCUGGAAGAUCAGAAUAAUCCACAUGAAAUAGAGGAUCAAAUUAUUAUCGACGUUGAGGAUCACAAUUGUGGUUAA